Molecule: messenger RNA, 387 nt
Organism: Oikopleura dioica
Lineage: Eukaryota; Metazoa; Chordata; Appendicularia; Copelata; Oikopleuridae
Source: the annotation of a GenBank genome assembly
AUGAGUGAAAUUGUAAGAGCUGCGGGUCUGCUGAUCUUUCGAAGAGCUAGGGAAAUUGAAUUUCUUCUGCUGAAGGCAAACUACGGAAAGCGCCACUGGUCGAUUACGAAGGGACAUGUUGGAACGAUUUACGAAAAAGAGUGGACCCUACGUUACGAUGUCAAAAGCCAUAUCGAUGGAAUCGUCAGACCAAAAACUGUUAGAAUUUGGCUUGCAGAGCAAAUUUCUGGCGCUGCUGUUCUCUCUGAGGAGCACAGCGAAAUGUCCUGGGGAAACGAAGAGAAAAGCUGCCACCUACUCUCUGACUAUCAAGACAUGCAGGAGCUUGUUCAUGACGCUGUACACUUUAUCAAAAUGCCCGCCGGACGAAGAAAAAGUCUUCCUUGA